AUGAACGACCUCAAGCGGGGUUUGCUGCAGGAAUUGGGUCACGAUGCAGUGGUGUUAAGUCUCUCCGCCAAUUUUGCGUGGCUCACAAGUGGCGCUCGCAGCUACGUCUUCAUGGCCACGGAAGGUGGAGUGGGCUCCAUCUGCGUGGACGCCUCGCGCGUUGCAGUGCUGACGAACGAGAUUGAGGGCCACCGCUUGGUGAACGAGGAGAUGCGGGGCCUUGAGAGCGAGAUCACGCUGGUGCAGGACCCGUGGCACGCUCAGCGCAGCGCCGUCGACAUGGCCAAGGAACUUGCCAAGAGCGACAAAGUGGCGGUGGAUGCUGCGGACCCCACUUUAGCUGCUCGCCUCGCUGAACUGCGCUCCACAUUGACAGCGUACGAGAUGGACGUCUUCCGUGCUCUCGGUAAGGACUGCGGAGAGCUGAUCGGUGAAGUGGCCCGAGUUGUUCGCCCUGAUAUGACCGAGUGGGAAAUCGCCAGCCAGCUCUCGGCCAAGAUGUGGGCUCGCGGGAUCACGCCUGUGGUGAUGCUCGUCGCGGCCGAUGAACGCGUCGACAACAUCCGCCACCGGCUGCCCACGAAGAAGCGCGUGAAGAACAAGGCCAUGCUGGUGAUCUGCGGUCAACGUGCCGGGCUCAUCGCCUCUACAACUCGUCUGGACCUGCUGCGUCGACAUGAGGCGGCAACGUACGUGGACGCUGUGGUCAUGGCAAACACGCGCACCGCUGGGGUCAAGGCUGGAGACAUGCUCAAGCUCGCUCAAGACGCCUACGCCCAGAAGGGGUUCGACGGCGAGUGGAAGUUCCACCACCAAGGAGGUUGCGCGGCCUACAAGAGCCGUGAAUGGGUGGCCAACCCGUCAGUGAACCGAGUGAUGGGCUUGAACCAGGCGUACGCGUGGAACCCGUCCGUCGCGGGGACCAAAUCCGAGGACACGGUGCUCUGCUACGCGAACGCACAGGGCGAACCCGUCGUGGAAGUCAUCACCUCGUCGCCUGGGUGGCCGGUCAUUGAGCAAACCAUCGGAGACAUUACCAUCGCUCGCCCGACGAUUCUGCACUUGCCGCUCUGA
Molecule: messenger RNA, 1074 nt
Organism: Phytophthora sojae
Lineage: Eukaryota; Oomycota; Peronosporomycetes; Peronosporales; Peronosporaceae
Exons: 3
Coding region: 1-1074 (357 amino acids)
Source: RefSeq, a predicted model, not a curated record